AUGGAGGUGCCCACCGUCAAAGACUUCCAGUGGAAGCGCCUGGCACCGCUGCCGAGCCGCCGGGUGUACUGCUCCCUGCUGGAAACCGGGGGACAGGUCUAUGCCAUCGGGGGCUGUGACGAUAACGGCGUCCCCAUGGACUGCUUCGAGGUCUACUCCCCCGAGGCCGACCAGUGGACCGCCCUGCCCCCGCUGCCCACGGCCCGGGCCGGCGUGGCCGUCACCGCCCUGGGGAAGCGGAUCAUGGUGAUCGGGGGUGUGGGCGCCAGUCAGCUGCCCCUGAAGGUCGUGGAGAUGUACAACAUCGACGAGGGCAAGUGGAAGAAGAGGAGCUCGCUGCGCGAGGCCGCCAUGGGCAUUUCGGUCACCGCCAAAGAUUACCGCGUGUACGCAGUGGGCGGGAUGGGCCUGGACCUCCGUCCACACAAUCACCUCCAACACUAUGACAUGCUCAAGGAUAUGUGGGUGUCUCUGGCACACAUGCCCACCCCUAGAUAUGCCGCCACCUCCUUCCUUCGAGGCUCCAAGAUCUACGUGCUGGGAGGACGGCAGUCCAAGUAUGCGGUCAACGCCUUUGAGGUCUUUGACAUUGAGACUCGCUCCUGGACCAAGUUCCCCAACAUCCCCUGCAAGCGGGCCUUCUCCAGCUUUGUGACCCUGGAUGACCGCUUGUAUAGCCUGGGGGGCCUGCGGCAGGGCCGGCUCUACCGGCAGCCCAAGUUCCUCCGGACGAUGGACGUGUUCGACAUGGAGCAAGGGGGAUGGCUGAAGAUGGAGCGUUCCUUCUUCCUCAAGAAGCGGCGGGCAGACUUUGUGGCCGGCUCUCUGAGUGGUCGGGUCAUCGUGGCUGGAGGACUUGGGAACCAGCCCACGGUCCUGGAGACGGCUGAGGCGUUCCACCCGGGGAAGAGCCGCUGGGAGGCCCUCCCCGCCAUGCCCACGCCCCGCUGCGCCUGCUCCAGCCUUGUCCUCAGGAACUGCCUACUGGCCGUGGGCGGCGUCAACCAGGGUCUGAGCGACGCGGUGGAGGCCCUGUGUGUCUCGGACUCCUAGCUGGCCCUCGGCCCAGCCACGGCGUCCCGGACUAGACCACACACUCUGGACAAGAGUUGGGGCCGCUUCCCCGGGUACCAGCUCCUGUCUGCAGCCAGUGGGGUCAGGCCCCGGGGCUCUAAGUGACCUCUCCACCUCCAAACCCUACCAACCCGAGGAAGCUGGAAGACGUGUCAGUGACGCGGCCACCCCUCCUCCCCCACUGGAGCCGAGGUGACCAAGGCGGGGAGUCCUCGCUGCUCAGGCAGAGAAAGGUACGGGAGCGCCUGCCGCCUCCCUGCAGUGGGCUCACCUCUGCCAUCUCCUGGGUUCUGACCCAGAGGCUGGCUGCUCACCGCUGUCCUUUCCCUGGCUCUGCACCUGUCCCAGAGUCUCCUGAGAUGGAGAAAAAUGGACAAGGGCCGUCCCAAAGCCCUCUUGCCUCCCUUGGCCUCCGUCUCUUCCCCGCAGGUGGCUGACUGUGGGCCCUCCCUGAACCUCAUCUGCCCAGCAAGAACUGGCCCUUGAGCUGGAGGCGGCGGGCUGGGGAGGGAAGUCGGGUUCGUGGGGGCUGGCCCAGCCUGGCCGCCCUGGCCGGAAAGGACCGGUCCCGCUUGGGGUCCUGGCGGGAAUGUAACGAUGUGGCAGGGGCAGACUGCUGGCCCAGGGUCUGCUCCCCACCCUUCUCCUCACCCCGUUUCUCCUUCGGGCACCCCUCCCCACCAGAGGCCUGGCCCCUGGUCACCAGUGGCCCCAGAGCACUUCCGUGUGAAACUAGCUCGUUUACACUGUGGCAUCCACAUCCGUGAAGGGUGGAUUCGUUGCACUCUGGUUAACCGCAGCAGCACAAUGAUUAAAACCUAUAUUCCU
Molecule: messenger RNA, 1902 nt
Organism: Cervus elaphus (red deer)
Lineage: Eukaryota; Metazoa; Chordata; Mammalia; Artiodactyla; Cervidae
Gene: KLHDC8A
Product: kelch domain containing 8A
Exons: 5
Coding region: 1-1053 (350 amino acids)
Molecular function (GO): protein binding
Source: RefSeq, a predicted model, not a curated record